CUGCUGAUAUUUAAAGAUUGGGACAAACGAUUUAGCAGAAAAAUAAAAAUAAAUGUCUUUUUUUCUCCAUUAAACCAAUUAAAGUUGAAUUUAUAAAAAUAAAUUCAAUGGUUUUGAAUUUACCGCCCAAAACGCUCGGUUCCAUGACGUCUACUGUGUGACGUCAACUUUAACAUUACAAUGUAGAUGCGAAAAAUUGCAACACCGAUGUGCGAGCUGAUUUUUCCGUUCGAAGUCUGUUAAAACUUAGAUUAAUGCAAUAUUUCUUUACAUAACUACUUCUACUUACUUUGAAAUUUUCCAUAGUUGGAAACAUCCUGUGGAGUUGAAAAUAUCCUUGAUUGUAUUUAAACGGUGCGGUACUGAUUAAUUAUUAAUUAUUACAAACGUUUCAAUACUACAGUACGCUCUUAACAUGGAUCGGAUAACGUUCAGUGUUAAUGGACGCCAAUGCUCUGUUGGCUCUGAGGUAGAAUCUUACGUUUCGCUAAACGACUAUGUGCGGGACUACCUCAAUUUGCCCGGCACCAAGUACAUGUGCAAGGAAGGAGGCUGCGGCGCGUGCAUUGUCGCCGUCACCGCCUCAGACCACGACGGACACAAGAGAACCUUCUCCGUCAAUUCGUGCCUCGUGCCGGUGGUUUCGUGCCAAGACUGGGAAGUGAAAACUGUGGAGGGUAUAGGCGAUCGACGUAGCGGCUACCAUCCCGUACAGAAGGCAUUAGCCCAGUACAACGGUACACAAUGCGGUUUCUGUAGCCCCGGAUGGGUCAUGAGCAUGUACAGCUUGUUGGAGUCAAAUCAUUAUGAUCUAACACAAAUGCAAGUCGAGAAUUCAUUCGGCAGUAACACAUGCAGAUGUACUGGGUACAGACCUAUAUUAGAUGCUUUCAAAAGCUUUGCUAAAGAUUCACCAAAACCCAAACUUAUGGUUGAUAUUGAAGAUAUAAAACUAUGUAAACGUGAAAACUGUAAAAAAGUCUGCGACAAGAAUUGGUGCUUUGUAAAUAAAAGUGACAUGAACACAGACAUGAAGAAAAUUGUACUAAAAGAUGGCCGAACUUUCUUUAGAGUUAAGCAAGUUGAUGAUAUUUUUAACAUUUUACAAGAAGAAGGAUAUGAUUCCUACAUGCUAAUAGGAGGCCAUACAGGAAGGGGUGCGGUACCAAUAUUAGAAUUACCAAAAAUUUUAAUAGAUAUUAGCUCUGUACAAGAACUCAAGGGCCAUUACAUAGAUCAAAACCUUAUUAUCGGUGCUGGAACUACUUUAACUGAUCUAAUGGACAUAUUGUUAUCGGUUUCAAAAACAAAUACCGAAUUUGCAUAUUUACAAAAAAUAUAUGAACAUUUAGAUUUAGUAGCACAUAUACCUGUCAGAAACAUUGGGACAAUAGCUGGUAAUCUAAUGACAAAACACAGAUAUCCUAGCUUUUCGUCAGAUAUUUUCUUACUAUUUGAAACAGUCGGCGCGUAUUUAACUAUUGUUCAUCAAAAAAAGGUAAUAGAAAUGACACCCGACGAUUUUUUGUCUUUAGACAUGACAGGGCGGGUUAUAACACUUGUGAAAUUUCCGCCACUAUCAAAACGAUUUCAAUUCACUUCUUUUAAAAUAAUGCCUCGAGCCCAAAAUGCACACGCUCAAGUAAAUGCCGGUUUCUUAUACGAGUUUGAUGUUCAUAACGAAAACACAGUUUUGUCAGCAAGAAUCGUCUAUGGCGGUUUAUCGGAAAAAUUUAAUCGUGCUCGGCACACUGAGCAGUUCCUUGUGAAUAAGGACAUUUUCACUAAUGAAGUCCUGCAAAGUGCUCUUGAAAUACUACAAAAAGAACUAAUCGUUGAAUUCAUCCCUGGUGACAAAGAACCGGAAUAUAAAAAGAAAUGUGCGCUUGGACUAUUUUACAAGGGCUUACUCCAAUUAAUUCCUGAAGCUAAGCUGAAGCCCCACUAUAGGUCAGGGGUAAGAAAUUUUAGGAGAACAAGACCUCUAUCUAAAGGUUCUGAAGUUUAUGAUACAAAUCCUAUAAUAUGGCCAAUAAAUGAACCGAUGCCCAAAGUAGACGCAUUAAUACAGUGUGCUGGUGAAGCUUCAUACGUAAAUGAUAUUCCUGUGCGACAACAAGAAUUAUUUUGUGCAUUUGUGACGUCGGAUAUAUGCGUUGGGGAAAUUGAAAGUAUUGAUCCUACACCAGCAUUGAAACUUCCUGGAGUUGUAGCUUUCUUCUCUGCAAAAGAUAUACCAGGAAAAAAUUCUUACCUAUCACAAAAAGUACCUACACAACUUGUACCAGAAGAGGUAUUUGCUGAUAAAUUGGUGAAAUAUUAUGACCAAGCUAUAGGCAUGAUAGUAGCCGAAACUGAAAAAUUAGCGAAUAGAGCAGCUUUACUCGUGCGAGUAACGUAUAAAGUGGAUAAAAGAAAAAUUCUAUUGACAAUUGAUGAUGUGAGGAAGGAAGAUCCAAGUCGUGUGUCACUCGUAUUUGUAUUCCCAGCUCGGGGAAAAGGGAUUAAUGUUCAACGAGUUAUUAAAGGAGGGGAUUACGUUCCUGGCCAGUAUCACUUUACGAUGGAAACCUUGACUUGUGUAACAAGACCCAAUGAUGAUGGUCUAGAAGUUUUUGCCUCUACGCAGUGGUGUGACAAUGUACAUAUUGCGUUAUCUGAACUUCUUAAUAUCGAGCAGUGCAGAAUAAACCUGACAAUUCCUCGAUGUGGUGGUGCUUAUGGAAUCAAGAUCAGUCGCGCAACCCACGUAGCUUGUGCUUGUUCUCUUGCUUCGUACCUAUUAAAUAGGCCUUGCCGUUUUGUCAUGAGUUUACAGUCCAACAUGAGAGUCAUUGGAAAACGGCUUCCUGCUACUUCAGAUUACGAGGUCGGUGUAAGCAAUACUGGUGAGAUACAAUACUUAGAAUACCACUUCUUUCAAGACUAUGGAUACUUAGCAGCUGAGCCUAUUUUCGCAAUAGCUUUACCUGCAUUAAGAAAUUCUUACGACAAUAGGAGAUGGCAAUAUAAACUCUUUAGAGUGACUACAGAUACUGCUUCUAAUACUUAUGCUAGAGCUCCUGGGGAAUUAGAAGCAAUAGCACUAACUGAGCACAUCAUGGAAAGAAUAUCGUACGAAAUCGAUAAAGACCCGGUUGAAGUUCGCAUGAAUAACAUUGACCCAAUAGCUACUGACAUAAUUGAAAUUGUGCAAACUUUACUUAAAGAGAGUGAAUAUUAUAAACGAAAAGAGGAGAUUGCGAAGUUCAAUAGCACGAAUAGAUGGAAGAAAAAGGGACUGAGGGUAGCAUUCUUAAGAUGGCCGGCACCAGCAUUUGUAGACUACCAUAUUUUAAUGACAGUUUUCCACGGAGAUGGAACUGUUAUGGUAUCACAUGGUGGUGUUGAAAUAGGACAAGGGAUCAAUACUAAACUUAUUCAAGUCAUCGCAUAUACAUUGAACAUUUCAAUGGAUAAAAUUAAAGUAAAGUCGACAACAGCUCAAAAGACUCCUAAUGGCUUUACUGACGGUGGUAGUCGUACUACAGAAUCUGCAUGUUUUGGAGCUAUUAAAUGCUGCCAAAUUCUUUUAGACCGUAUGAUGGCUAUAAGAGAGACAUUAAAUGAUCCAACAUGGGAAGUGUUAGUGGAGGCUGCUUUCAAUCAAGGUAUAAACUUACAGGCAAGCUACAGAGUGACCUCUAAUGAUCAGGACCCUUAUAGAACAGCAGCGGCUGUAGUAACUGAAGUAGAAUUAGAUAUUUUGACAGGAGAGCAUGAGAUAUUAAGAGUAGACUUAAUCGAAGACGUCGGCACAAGUGUUAAUCCAGAAUUGGAUAUAGGCCAGAUCGAAGGCGCAUUUAUUAUGGGCAUCGGCUUAUGGACACAUGAACACCUUGACUACGAUAAAAAGACUGGGGAGCUCUUAACCGACCGAACAUGGAACUAUGAUGUACCUCUCGCCAAGGACAUUCCUAUAGACUUCAGAAUAAGACUAAGGAGGAAUUCUUUUAAUCCUAUAGGAACGUUAGGAGCGAAAGCUGUUUCUGAACCUCCGAUAUGUCUAGCAGUGAGUGUAGCAUUUGCCCUACGAGAGGCUAUCACAGCCUCCCGCGAAGAUACAGGAUAUAAGAGAUCAGAAUGGUUUGAAGUUGAGGAACCCUACACGAUAGCGACAAAUGUUUUGAAAGCUGACGUACAGCUCAAGGAGUUCUUAUUCAAUUAAUUAUUUUAUAUCCAGGAGGGAGAACGUUAAAUGGGUUUAAUUUAUAAGCACUAUCAAGGGUCAAAGUCAUCACUUUAAUCUCAUUAAAGUAUAAUUAUUUACCCGUUAUUUUUUUUGUAACCUUCAAUAUAAAAAAAAACUUUUAUAUUCAAAAAUUUAAAAAAAAACUGCUCGAAAAAAAUGAGGGCGUCGGUAGUGGAGGGAGGCGAGAAGUAUGACCACAAAUAAAUGAAGAUAUGUUUAGGAUUUUAUUAAUAAAGAAUUUACCUACUUAAUGUGAGACUGAUAUCCACGACUGAUGAUAAGGAAAUCUUAACGUGAACUAAGUGAAAGUGCCGUUUUUGACAAAUUGCUAGUUAAGUCAGAUAAGACGAAUGCUGCGAUCAAUAGUUCUAGGCUAUCUUAGGUAAAACUAAUCUGGAUUUUAAAUUUAUUCUUAAUUUUUAAGUAGGGUAGGCUUAAGCAGGGUUUAAUAAGUAUUCUAAAUUCCCUGUAACCGAUAUACCCCUCGCUCCAACGAUAUCCCCUUUUUCUUUAUAUUCACCAAACAUGUUUCUUUUCUUGUAGAGUCAGUUCAGAAAAAGAAUAGGGAGUUUUUAUCAAAAAUAUUUGAGUGUGUUCUGGUAUGCCUAUUACUAAUCUAAAUCUUUUAAUAUAAAUCCAUUUAUUUCAUUCAUAUAUCACAAGGAUUUAUCCACAAUAAUAGUAUUGUUAAUCAUUAUAGUUUUUUAUAUCUGAUCUGAUGCAUCUAUCUGCUGCAUCGCGAUUGCAUCAGUGGCACAGGAAUCGACCGAGACAGGACCACGACCACUCUGUCAAGAGUGCACGACUAGGAAAUAGUUUUUAACGGUGCUGCUUAAAGGUUUAUAUUGAAAUAUACAGUCGUUUAGUACAAACAAUAAGCAGCGGUCUGAUCAGGCAUUUCUUGAUCAGUUUCGAUUUCAACUCGUAUUUCAAUUUAUCCCUUCGGCGUUUCGUGUUGGCGAGAACAGUCAAUGACGAAUAAUGGAGCAGUGUCUUUAUAUUCCUUUAAACUCAACAACGGAUCUGCUUUGCGUCCGUGAUAAGACUUUUGGAAUCUGGUGUACUCUUCCUAAAUUAAUGUAUAUUUAUUAUCAGCAAAAUUGAUGUUCAGUUCGUUCGGAUAAUAUGAUGUAUUUAAAAAAAGACUCUUACGUCACUUACAUAGCAGUGAUCGAACUCUGCCAUUGACAUUUGCGCAUUAUGAUAUCGGUUAAUUUGAAAAGCUAUAACAACGAAUCUUAGUUUUUCAAACUGUGAAGUAGUUUUAAUAGAACAAGUAUGUUUACGCGGUUUGGGUACUAAUGGAUAUUCAUACAAAUCCCAAUUACGAAAUUCUACUAUUAUAGCGCGAUCCUUUUCUAAUAUGACACUACCGCAAGGCAUCAUUAAAAAACACUUGUUAUAUAAUAUCACGCUCAUUAAAAAAAAAUCAAGAUCACAAUUUUUAAAUUAAUGGCAUAGUUAGUAGCUGUACAUUUUGAUUUUUUUAAUUUCAUUCACUGUAGCCGAAAGUUCGAGGUUUUCAUGUUUUUAACGUUCCAGGAGCUACACUAUGUAACACUAUACAAUUUGGUUAUGCCGUAAUUUAGAUUAGUAAUUUAUAAAAUUGCGAUAGUCAACAACGGCUCAUUUUGUAUAUUUUUAAAUUGUUUAGUAUUAAAAGGUACUUCCCUAUUUAUUAAUGAUCCAGACGAGUUCAGAUCAGGCCAUCUGGUUUUGAACAAUU
Molecule: messenger RNA, 5957 nt
Organism: Chilo suppressalis (striped riceborer)
Lineage: Eukaryota; Metazoa; Arthropoda; Insecta; Lepidoptera; Crambidae
Source: the annotation of a GenBank genome assembly